UCUCUGCAAUCAUAACACACACACAUUGGUCAUUACUACAAGAGAUGGACAUUGGUCCUGUUUCAUGAAACCUCUGUAUUAUCAGUCUUUGCUUAAUGACCCAAAAUUCCUACUGGGUUUUGGUUGCAUGUGUAGUAAUGUUUGAUAUUUAGAGAGAGAGACUGGAGUUGUGUUCUUUUUGGUAUUGGUCUUAUUUGCAGACAAAACAUCCAGAAAUAGAUAGUGACUCAGUAAGAAUCAUUUUUCAUCUUUCAUCAACAUCAUCAUCAUCAUAAAUAUAUAUAUAUAUAUAUAACAAAUCUCUUUUUUUCUAUCUCUUCACGAGAACUGUUGUUUGUUUUAUCAGUAAUCCAAAACCCAGCAUAAUAUACCUGCCUUGCCUUUCUCUGAAGUAUCCCUGCCAUCUGUUUGUUCAACAAAAACCCUGUCUUUCUUUCUUGUUGUAUUCAAACCUGCUAGCUACUUUGUUUUGUAUUUAAAGGGUGAAACAAACAAAGAUAUUGUUAUACCUAUUAGGUUUUUUGUUUGCAUUUUGUUUCUUCCUCAUCACUCUCUCUAUCUCUUUUUAAGAUAUGUUUCCUGAAACUUUUUCAAACUCUACUUCUUUGUCUGAAGAAGUUAGUGCUGGUUCUUCUCAUGGUAAUAAUAAUACCACCACUAGACUUCAAGAUUUAAGCCCCAUCUUAUUCUCAUCUUCAAGUACUGAUCAUCAUCAUGAACAACACCAACAACAAUCUGAAGAGACUACUACUAAGACCAGAAAGAAAAGAAACCUCCCUGGUAACCCAGACCCGAACGCUGAAGUGGUUGCACUAUCGCCAACGACGUUAAUGGCAACAAAUAGAUUUGUGUGUGAAGUUUGUAACAAAGGGUUUCAAAGGGAUCAAAAUCUUCAACUUCAUAGAAGAGGACACAAUCUACCCUGGAAACUAAAACAGAAAAGCAACACAGAUGUGGUGAGGAAAAAGGUCUAUGUUUGUCCUGAAGUUUCCUGUAUUCAUCACCAUCCUUCUAGAGCACUUGGUGAUUUAACAGGAAUCAAGAAACAUUUUUCUAGAAAACAUGGUGAGAAGAAAUGGAAGUGUGAGAAGUGUUCUAAGAAGUAUGCAGUUCAAUCUGAUUGGAAAGCUCAUAGUAAAAACUGUGGUACUAAAGAAUAUAGGUGUGACUGUGGUACUCUUUUCGCUAGGAAAGACAGCUUCAUUACCCACAGAGCAUUCUGCGAUGCAUUAGCUGAAGAGAGUGCAAGACUAGUUUCUUCAUCUGCCUCAGACCUUAACAAUUUUUCAACAUCAACACAAAUGACACCAUUAUUACACCAUUACAACAAUGAGCCUCUCUCCCUGCAAACUCACUCAUCACUUCAUUUCCAACACCAACAAUCUAAUAAUACCCAAUCUGCUCUCAGUUACCAAUUCACUGGGCAGCACCACCAAAACUUCUCAAACCCGACACCAAUCUCUAUAAUCACCUCCUCAUCAUCAUGGGCUGACCACCCAUCACCAACAUCAGAUCAUCCAGUCAAACUUGAAAAUCAGCACAACAACCAGAUUCUUAUUCCAACGUCCAUUUCUUCUUUUUAUCAAGAAUCACCACCACUGCCAUCUCCAAAUACUACUACUGCUGCUGCUGCUGCUAUAUCAGACCAACAGAAAUCGUUAUUUACACCCAACUUUCUUCGUCAUUUUUCAGACAAUAUGGUGUCAAACAGCAAUACGUCUACUUCGUACAUGUCAGCUACUGCGCUUCUUCAAAAAGCUGCUAAUGUUGGUGCGGGACCCAUUGGAGGACCAACCAUGCAGACUCAGUCAGUGGGUCAUAUGUCUGGAUCGUCUAUGAGUCAGAUGGGCAAAACCUGUUUAUCAUCAUCACCAUCGGAGGAAUUUCUGGGAUUUGCUACUUCUAAUUCAGCAAACCAAUCUACGUGGCAGAAAAAGGACUUCCGUCUGACUCGUGACUUCUUAGGUCUGGCACCAGCUGACCACAACUCUGUCACCAAUGUUCUUGACGUUAACGAGAUGAACCAGAUGAAUGGUAACGUGAACGUGAGGAAAUCAGAUUUACUGUCGUACACAGGGGGUGUUGAUUUUGGAGCUUAUGAACGUGGGUUUGCUGCUGGAGCUUGGAGGAAUUGCUGAAGGAGAUUACCGUCUUUAAGGGUAAAAAGUGGAACUUACUAAAGAAACUUACUGCAUCUUUUUGAAAUGGGGAACUUUUUGUGUUUCCCUUAAUUACCCUUGUUAAGGACACCGGUGGUGAGGUUAUCACUAUCAAAGUUCUACCCUAUUUUGGUGAUAGAUAUAGUAGGUCUGGCAGAGGCCUAGAGCUACCUAGCUAGACUUUCUUCUUCUCUAUAUAUAUGGACAUGCAGAUAGGUCUUUUUCUUUUGAUCACCAAGGGUUUCAGUGGUACCAC
This is a messenger RNA of Papaver somniferum (opium poppy), 2415 nucleotides long. Its product is annotated as protein indeterminate-domain 2-like. The coding region runs from base 573 to 2138 and encodes 521 amino acids. Gene Ontology annotation, cellular component: nucleus. NCBI's taxonomy places the organism in Eukaryota, Viridiplantae, Streptophyta, Magnoliopsida, Ranunculales, Papaveraceae. The transcript is spliced from 3 exons. Gene Ontology annotation, molecular function: DNA-binding transcription factor activity. The record is from RefSeq and is a predicted model, not a curated record.